Manis pentadactyla (Chinese pangolin) is the source of this 8407-nucleotide messenger RNA. Its product is annotated as KIAA1217 ortholog. Gene Ontology annotation, cellular component: cytoplasm. The transcript is spliced from 20 exons. The record is from RefSeq and is a predicted model, not a curated record. The coding region runs from base 1699 to 7275 and encodes 1858 amino acids. Lineage: Eukaryota; Metazoa; Chordata; Mammalia; Pholidota; Manidae.
UUUUCUUAGUGUGGUACAAAGGGUUUUAAUCAGAAGAAAGGCAGUAUUUUUAGCUUUUGUUCAAAACUAUUCUACUGAGAAGUCCCUUUGGUGAGGGGGACUUUUAAUUAAGCCAGCCUCCCCCGCCUCCAUCUCUGGGGCUGUCCGUAAAGGAGUGCUCUGGCACUCCAGGGCCCCACGUGACACACUGUGAGACCCCCCCAAGGCAGGCGGUGGAUAGGAUCCUGGGCAUCUGUGACUUGCCUACACAAGGCCCCGCACCUGGUGUCAGAAACGCCAUCCAGUGUUCGUGUCAUUAACUCAAAGGUCAAAUGCUGACAUUUCUGUUCCUUAUUUUGUUUUUUUCACUAAUGCUCAACAUAUUCAUUGGGUUUCAUAUAUUCAAAGUAUCCACUGUUAGGUCACAAAAAGGUUUCAUCUUGACCAAAAAAGAAGGCCUAAGUCAAUGCAAUAAUGUCUGAAACCAGAUAUGUUUCCUGUGUCCCCAAGUUGGGGUUUUCCAAUGACGCUAUGAUCCAUCUAACCUUUGGCUUUUCAUCUGCUCUCACCUCAGAAAAAGAAAUCACUAAUUUAUGUCUCAGUUCAACUUAAUUUUUUUCAUUUUGUGGUAGCUGAUUUGAGCUAAGAUAUUGUCAGCAAUUGAAUUUCCCAGCUCCCACAGGGACCCCACCGGAAGCUCUUCCCUGCUCCUAGCUCAGGCAGGGCCUUCAGAUGGAACCAGCUCAGGCUGGCUGAGCAGUGGCAGUAGACUCUAGCACCUUUAGGGCAUUCAGCUGAACUUGUUUGAAAAGUUAAGGAAUUGCUGAUAAGGUCAAUAGAGAGCAUUCAACACCCACAUCUUACAGGGAGGAAAACUGAGCCCUAGAGAAGUGAUGUGAUUUGGGUUAAACAGCUUGUGAAGGCCAGAGAACAUCUGGGACCCAGGUUUCUGACUCUCAAUGCCUGGUGACCCUUACACUCCAGCACGUGUUCCUGGACACCAUGCCCUAAGAAUGGUCUGGUGGCAGAGGUGGCCCAGGCUCUGCCAUUGGGAAAUGGGAGGCAUGUCCUUCAGGUGGUUCUCAAGGAUUUGGUUGUUGUAGCCAACCCUCUUCAUUACUGUAUUGUUCUAGAAGUUUCAGCCUAGUAAGUUUUAAGGCGGCUAUGUCCAGAAAUGAAGCUUGUGCACCAUGAUUAUACCCCUUUUCAGAAUGAAAACUCAGGCGGUGAGACAGUUGGCAAUUUGGGCUUUGCCUCGUGAUGGUAAAGAUGUGGGAAAUACAUUUUGGUAUGAACCAAGAGAACAUGUGGCUUUUAAAUCUGAAACUGCACAUGAACAUUACUGCUCAAAUGUGUGCCGAUGAACUUUAGAUGGUCCCUUGCUCCUCCCUUGGACUCUAAUUUUCUUUAUGAGAGGCGUGUGGGCUGAUCCCAUGUGGCCAGGUGAGAUAUAUGGAAAAGAGGCACAUUUUUGCCCUUCUUUUUGGUGUCCGCAUCCGGAUUACCUAAACCCCACCCAGAUUGCAUUUACAGAGCAAUGAAAAACCGGAAUUUUCUAUCCGGGAAUCACUGCAAAUCCUGGGCCUCAGGUCUGCGGGGUGUGUCAGGCCAGUUACGGGAAGGAUGGGUACAGUGCAGACAGGCUGAGCAAGGAGAGAGCAGGACCCACAGCCAGGGCACCGGGCAGCUGACUGCUGAUGUCCGCUUGUGUGUCUGGCCAUGGAGCCAUCUGCCUGCCCUCCUGUAGAAAGACCAAGAAAAGAAGGUGGCUUCUUGAGUUUCUGCUGUCGAGGGCCCUGCAGCACAGCAGACAAAAGCCAGACAAGAAGCCCCAAACUGUCUCACAGUCCUCAACCUCCCAAUUUUGGUGACCCAAUCGAGCAUUUGUCGGAGACGUCUGGUGAUUCUUUGGAAGCCAUGUCUGAAGGAGAAGCUCUAAGUCCUUUUUCCAGAGGCAGCCGGACACGAGCGAGCCUUCCGGUGGUGAGGUCAACCAACCAGACAAAAGAAAGAUCUCUGGGGGUUCUCUAUCUUCAGUAUGGAGAUGAAACCAAACAGCUCAGGAUGCCGAACGAAAUCACAAGCGCAGACACAAUCCGUGCUCUUUUCGUAAGUGCCUUUCCACAGCAGCUCAGCAUGAAAAUGCUGGAGUCGCCCAGUGUCGCCAUUUACAUCAAAGACGAAAGCCGAAAUGUCUAUUAUGAAUUAAACGAUGUAAGGAACAUUCAGGACAGAUCGCUCCUCAAAGUAUACAACAAGGACCCUGCACACGCAUUCAAUCACACACCGAAAACUGUGAACGGAGACAUAAGGAUGCAGAGAGAAAUUGUUUAUUCAAGAGGAGACGGCCCUGGCGCCUCUCGACCUGGAUCCACAGCCCAUCCACCCCAUGCCAUCCCAAAUUCUCCACCAUCCACUCCUGUGCCCCAUUCCAUGCCUCCCUCCCCAUCCAGAAUCCCUUAUGGGGGCACCCGCCCCAUGGUUGUUCCUGGCAAUGCCACCAUCCCCAGGGACAGACUCUCGAGCCUGCCAGUGUCAAGAUCCAUCUCACCCAGCCCCAGUGCUAUUUUGGAAAGGAGAGAUGUCAAGCCGGAUGAAGACAUGAGUGGCAAGAACAUUGCGAUGUACCGCAAUGAAGGCUUCUAUGGGGACCCAUACCUUUAUCACGAGGGACGGAUGAGCAUAGCCUCAUCCCAUGGUGGGCACCCACUGGAUGUCCCUGAUCACAUCAUUGCUUAUCACCGCACAGCAAUUCGGUCUGCAAGCACUUACUGCAACCCUUCUUUGCAAGCUGAAAUGCAUAUGGAGCAGUCACUGUACAGACAGAAAUCAAGGAAAUAUCCAGAGAGCCACUUGCCUACUCUGGGCUCCAAAACACCCCCCGCUUCUCCCCACAGAAUCAGUGACCUACGGAUGGUAGACAUGCACGCCCACCAUAAUGCCCACGGGCCUCCUCACACCAUGCAGCCAGACCGGGCCUCACCCAGCCGUCAGGCCUUCAAAAAGGAGCCAGGCACCUUGGUGUUUAUUGAAAAGCCUCGGACCACUCCAGGAUUAUCCAACAUUGUGGACCUCGGCCCUCCUCUAGUUGAGAAGCAAGUGUUUGCGUAUAGCACUGCUACCAUACCCAAAGACAGAGAGACCAGAGAGAGGAUGCAAGCCAUGGAGAAACAGAUUGCCAGUUUAACUGGCCUUGUUCAGUCGGCGCUUUUUAAAGGGCCCAUUACAAGUAAUAGCAAAGAUGCAUCUAGCGAGAAAAUGAUGAAAGCCACAGCUAGUAAGAACCACACCGAUAGUGCAGGAAUGCCCCACGUUUCUGGCCGGAAGACUCUCAGUGCCCUGGAGCCCAUGGGGUCCCCCAGCCAGCCCCUGCCUGCGGGGCCCUCGGCCAUCCACAUGAGCCUGCUCGACAUGAGGCGCAGUGUGGCCGAACUCCGGCUCCAGCUGCAGCAGAUGCGACAGCUCCAGCUGCAGAACCAGGAGCUGCUGAGGGCAAUGAUGAAGAAGGCUGAGCUGGAAAUCAGUGGCAAAGUGAUUGAGACAAUGAAGAGACUGGAAGAUCCUGUACAGCGACAGCGUGUCCUGGUGGAACAGGAGAGACAGAAAUACUUGCAUGAAGAGGAGAGGAUUGUCAGGAAGUUAUGUGAGCUGGAGGACUUCGUUGAAGACCUGAAGAAGGACUCCAUAUCGCCUAGCCGAGUGGUUACUCUGAAAGAUGUGGAAGAUGGGGCCUUCCUCCUACGGCAAGUGGGUGAAGCUGUAGCUACCCUGAAAGGGGAGUUUCCAACCUUACAAAACAAGAUGCGCGCCAUCCUGCGCAUAGAGGUGGAGGCCGUGCGGUUUCUAAAGGAGGAGCCGCACCGGCUGGACAGUCUCCUGCAGAGGGUUCGGGGCAUGACUGACACGCUGACCGUGCUGCGGAGACAUGUCACUGAUGGGCUCUUGAAAGGUACAGAUGCAGCCCAGGCUGCACAGUAUGUCGCCAUGGAAAAGGCCACCGCUGCAGAAGCCCUGAAGAGCCAGGAGGAGGCACCCCACAGCGCCGGCCGUCCCCUCCCCGGCACGGGAGUCCCUGGGGACAUGAAGUCGGAAGUGGUGCCCUUGACCGUUCACCAGGCACAGAGCUCCCCUGUGGUCAUGCAGCCAUCCCAGCUGUCCUCCAGCCUGCUGAGCCCUGCCCCGCACUUGUCGGGGGGCACUGGUGCUCACCCCGCCAGCCCUGCAGCCAUCGCACAGGAGGGGACCUCAGCUAUGCAGCCCACACAGGCUCCGCAGUCUCCUCAGACGCCCAUGAAUGGCUCGGCCAUGCAGAGCUUGUUCAUUGAGGAAAUCCACAGUGUGAGCGCCAAGAACAGGGCAGUGUCUAUUGAGAGAGCAGAAAGGAAAUGGGAAGAGAAAAGGCAAAAUUUGGACCACUAUAACGGGAAAGAGUUUGAGAAGCUACUAGAAGAAGCUCAGGCCAAUAUCAUGAAGUCAAUUCCAAACCUGGAGAUGCCGCCAGCCUCAGGCCCACAGCCCUCAGCUCCCGCGGACAAGCUGGAAUUUUCUGAAGACUCUCCAAAUUCAGAACAGGACUUGGACAAGCUGGGGGCUAAAUCGCCCCCUCCUCCUCCCCCACCCCCAAGGCGGAGUUACCUGCCCGGAUCGGGGCUCACCACCACGAGGUCCGGCGAUGUGGUCUACACCAGCAGGAAGGAGAACACCAUUGCUAAGGCGAGCAGUGAAGAUGCUGGACCAAGUCCACAGGCUCGAGCCACAAAAUGUCCAGCAGAGGAGCCUGCUUCAGCCUGGACUCCACCCCCACCACCAGUUACAGCCUCCUCCUCAAAGGAUGAGGAGGAGGAGGAAGAAGGAGACAAAAUAAUGGCAGAACUCCAGGCAUUCCAGAAGUGUUCCUUUAUGGAUGUAAAUGCAAACAGUCAUGCUGAGCAGUCCCGGGCUGGUAGUCAAGUUAAAGACACUAGGCCGGGGGCCAUGGUCCCACCCAAGGAGAAGAAGAAUUUGGAAUUUUUCCUUGAAGACAUAUGGAAAUCUGAUGUUGAAUAUGAAAACGGCCCCCCAGUGGAAUCCCGAAAGGUCACUGCAGGAGCUCUAACACCUAAUGACCAUCCCAAGUGGGAGACAGGAAUGGAGAAUAGUAUUUCUGAGGCUUUAAGAACAUCUGAAUAUAAAACUGACACGUUCAUGAAGGAAAAUUCCAUAUCCAGUAAGAGUGCACUUAGAGACAGUAGAAACUCUUCCCAGAAAAAUGUGUCUAAGGUCCACUCCAGUUUCUCUGGCAUUAGUUCCUUAGAAUAUGAAAUAAACAAAGGACCUAAAUUCUCAGGACUACAGUACGCUGUAUCUGACCCUGAGAAUCAGAAGAUGAGUUAUGGAAAGAUGAAGGAGACGAGUCACCAAGGACAAGAAAAUACAGAUAAGAGCCACCUUCUCUCUCCCACUACAUCAAGUGAACUGAGUGCUUGUCAUUUCAGAACUCCAGACCAAGAGGUUCCCAUGACAGAGUUGGGCCACGUUGUUCUGAGACCCAAGGGAGCUAGGCAUGCUAAUGUGAACCCCAGUGAGGACGGAGGAUCAACACCGAGUUCUCCCACAGGAGAAAAUGCAGCCACUGACAACAUUGCCUUUAUGAUUACCAAAACUGCAGUCCAGGUUCUCUCCAGUGGGGAGGUCCGCGAUAUCAUGAGCAAAAAGGGAGAGGACGUACAGACAGUUAAUAUUGAUGCCAAAAAAGAGACAGCCUCUCAGCCAGAAGGGACUGAAAACGAAGAGCCUGUUGUAUGCCUGGACAAGAAACCAGUUAUCAUCAUUUUUGACGAACCCAUGGACAUCCGGUCUGCAUAUAAGAGACUUUCAACCAUAUUUGAGGAAUGCGAUGAGGAAUUAGAGAGAAUGAUGACCGAAGAAAAGAUAGAGGAGGAGGAAGAGGAGGAAAAUGGAGAUCCUGGGGUCCAGAAUAACAUUUCCCACGAGUUGCCCAAGAAAAGUGCGUUGGGCAGCCCAGGGUUAGGACAGCAGGCCGAGAGUCAAAUACAGCCACACCUCCUUUCUACAGAGACUGGAGCAGCAGGAGGCCAUGCAAUGAAUAAAACUGAGCUGAGCAAGUUCAGCCAAGGGGAUGUCCCAAGUUCAGAAAGCAAGUGUGAUGUGACAGGUGACCAAUUUGAAAGCCCCAAGAAAAGGUUUAAAUUCAAGUUCCCUAAGAAGCAGCUUGCAGCUCUCACUCAGGCCAUCCGCACGGGCACCAAGACGGGGAGGAAGACUUUGCAGGUGGUGGUCUACGAAGAGGAGGAAGAGGACGGCACUUUGAAGCAGCACAAAGAAGCCAAGCGAUUCGAAAUUACCAGGUCUCAACCCGAAGAGCCCCCAAAAAAUACGCUUAGGAGAGAAGAGCAGCCCAGUCUGGAGAGCACAUCUCUGAUUUCAAGAACUGAUGAAAUCAGGAAAAAUACCUACCGAACAUUGGACAGCCUGGAGCAGACCAUCAAGCAGCUUGAAACUACCAUCAGUGAAAUGAGUCCAAAAGCCCUAGCUGAUACCUCAGGCUCUUUCAACAGAGAUUCUGUUGCCAGCCCGCCCCACGUAGCCCAGGAGGCCUCUCCCCGAUCCUUGCUAGUCCUGGACGAAGCUCCCACUGCCCCAGAGCCCCCCUCAUCAAUACCGUCAGCUACACGUAAGGGCCCCGGGGGGACCCCACAGACGAGCAGGAUGCCAGUCCCCAUGAGCUCCAAGAGCAGACCUGGAAGCCUGGACAAACCUGGCAAGCAGUCCAAACUGCAGGACCCCCGCCAAUAUCGUCAGGCUAAUGGAAGUGCUAAGAAAGCUGGUGGGGACUGUAAGCCUACUUUCCCCUCCUUACCUGCUUCUAAGAUUCCAGCCCUUUCUCCCAGCUCUGGGAAAAGCAGUUCUCUGCCCUCUUCUAGUGGUGACGGCUCUAACUUCCCUAAUCCACCUGCUACUAAACCGUCGGUCACUUCUAAUCCUCUCAGCCCCCAAACAGGACGAUCUGCUCCCUCUGCCUCCCUCAUACCCUCUGUCUCUAAUGGCUCUUUAAAGUUUCAGAGCCCCACUCACACAGGUAAAGGUCACCACCUUUCAUUCUCACUGCAGACUCCAAACGGCCGAGCGGCCCCUCCCGCCUCCUCCUCCUCCCCGCCCUCCCCUGCCUCCCCCACGUCCCUGAAUCAAGGUGCAAAGAGCGUCAGGACCAUCCACACUCCUGGCCUCACCAGCUACAAGGCACAGAAUGGAAGCCCGAGCAAAGCCGCCCCUCCCACAGCAAAGGAGACCUCUUAAAGGCCAAAUCCUAUUAGGCACAAGUUGGAGUUACAUUUUAAAACAAAAAUUCUUAAGUCUUCAACAACAGUUUUCACAAGAGAAUGUAACAUAUUGCUGUACUGUUUGAGGCUUAACGCUAAGUAUGUGCUAAAUACUGAAGAAUAGAUUCAGUAAAGCUUGUUUGUUUUUUCACCUUGAUGUUGUAAUUACAUCGUGUUUACUGUCUAUAUUCAAUACCUGUUAGGUGAAGUAAGCAUGUGUUAUGAAAAGAGGAUGGGAAGAAGAAAGCGUGCGUAAGAGACAGAAAAAAUGUAUUCAGCAUGUAAAACAUGUAUGAUUCCAGAAUUUUAGUAUGUUUUGUAUAAAAAUAUUUUUCAUUACAGAGAUUAGAAGUGAACAGAGAAAUGCACAAGUGUGACUAUACAAAUUGUAAAGCAGAUACUAUAGUAUUUCCUUUUAUUUUAGUGUUAUUCAGCUUUAUUACAGAUUUCUAUUUUUGUCAAAACUUCAUGGUUCCUUUUGAGAUCUUUUCUGCCAAAACAUUUUGAUACUAUAGCAUUGUACAUUUGAAAGUAGUAUGCUAGACAGUAAGUCAGUGAACUUCUACACAAGCCAACAUGCAGAGGCAUAUGUAGAAGGCAAUUUAUCAAACCUAUUGCACUGCCAUGAAAAUGAUGUAUAAUAAUUUGCCAACCCAAGCAAGCCACUUUUCUUUGCUUUUUGUUCUUUCUUUCUUUUUCCUUUUUAACAUAUUAGGGUUCUCUAGUUGUUUUAUUUGCAGUAUCUAGACCCUUCCUUUGUUUCUGAUACCUGGUAACCCACACUAUUGCAUUGUGGAUUUUCAAAUGUACACUUCUGUACGGUUCUGUAAACUGAUAAACUUUUGUAAAUACAUAAAUUGACAUAAAAAAUACUGUAUGUGACAGCACACAGAGUAGUUUUCCCACACCAAAGUUAAUUUUUAUGCAUGCUUUAAAAAUAUAUAUUGGGAUGGGCAGAAAUGGGACUCCCCAUACAAUUUUAAAAAGCAACAAGUUUGCACAGCUAGAGUGUUUUUGUAAAUAAAUGUAUUUGUAUAACACAGUCAUGUAAUAUACAGAACUAUAAGCAGAGACUUUGCAAAACUAAAUAAAGGGCUGCAUGCUUAUUA